AUAUCAUAUAUUCAGUGGACUGCACGGGAAUAGCAUCUCACAGCCAGGUUCACGCUGCCGGUCGUAUAAAUACGAACGACAAUCUGAAGUAUCACAAAGCAUAGCACAUUUCUUCGCUCUCUAAACUAGUCACAUUUUCAAGUACUGAACUGAGAAUUCAAAGCUAAAUUCAGUACUGAAAUAGUUAGUUGAAAAAAAAUCAGUCAAAUAAUGAAUCUUUUUGGUUGUGGUGUAUUAAUAAUCGCAUUAUCUUGCGCUCAUGGAAGUUAUAUUCCAUCCAGCCGACAUGUGAGAGAUGUUGGCGCUGGAAGUGGUAGUGCAGCUUCCGCCAGUUCUCAAUCAGCUGGUAGCGGUGGGUUUGGACAUGGAUUCCCAAUGCAGCCAGGUUUCCAACAAUUUGGUCAGAUGCCUCAUUUUGGACAAUUUCCUCAAUUCGGUGCAGGGCAUGGAUUCUCCAGCUCGGGCAGCAGUGCAUCGUCUAGUUCAUUCUCCGAGAGUGGUCACGGUGGAUCGAAAUCAGGAUCGCAAUCAGGAUCCCAGUCCUUCUCGAGCGGUGGUGGUGGUGGUCAUGGUGGACAUAGCGGAUCAGGAUCCAAUGCUGCCUCACAAUCAUUCUCUGCUGGAGGAGGUCAUGGAGGUCACGGAGGUCACGGAGGCUUUGGCUCACAGUCUGGUUCUGCGUCCAAUGCUGGAUCUCAAACGUUCUCCGCAGGAGGAAGUCACGGAGGUCACGGAGGUCAUGGAGGUCAUUCUGGCUCAGGAUCAAAUGCGGGAUCACAAUCUUUCUCCGCUGGUGGUGGUGGUCAUGGAGGACAUGGAGGCCACUCCGGUUCAGGAUCUAAUGCUGGGUCGCAGUCUUUUACAGCUGGUGGCGGUCAUGGCGAUCACGGAGUGCAUGGUGGUCAUACUGGAUCGGGAUAUUUAGGUGGUGAAGGACAUGGUGCAGGAUCAACUAGUGGAGCGGGAGCGCAAUCAUUUGGAUCUGAGCAUGGUGGUCACGGUGGACACGGUGGUCACGGAAGCUCGGGAAGUGGUGCUCAGGCAGGUUCACAGUCUUUCGGACAAAGCCAUGGUGGACACGGUGGACACGGAGGCCAUGGUGAUCACGGUAGCUCAGGAAGUGGUGCCCAGACUGGAUCACAGUCUUUCGGACAAAACCAUGGUGGACACGGUGGACACGGUGGACACGGAGGCCAUGGUGGUCAACAUUCUGGUAGCAAUGCCGGUGCCGGUUCUCAAUCGUUCAAUCAGGGACAGUCCUCGUUCGGUCCAGGCGGUCAUAAGACUGAAUUUUUCAAAGGAGGAGAUGGAUUCGGUGUAAGAGUUAGCGCGGAUGAAUCAUCCGAUGGUAAUGCGAAAAAGACUGAAAGCGAAGCUUGGGUAUGGCAAAACUGAAAUGAGAAACGAAAUAUAAGAAAAUAUUCCCUAUAAA
Messenger RNA from Malaya genurostris, 1432 nucleotides. RefSeq lists its product as uncharacterized. The transcript is spliced from 2 exons. Bases 211 to 1395 code for a protein of 394 amino acids. The record is from RefSeq and is a predicted model, not a curated record. Lineage: Eukaryota; Metazoa; Arthropoda; Insecta; Diptera; Culicidae.